AUGAAGGCUGCUACUAUUCUCUCCCUCGUCUCCCUGGCCCUGGGCGCUGCCCUCGAGGAGCGCGCCUGUGCCGGCAACAACUGCAACCGUCAGGUCACCGGCACCCGUGCCGGACUCCUGCCCCUGGAGUCCCGCAGGCCCGACUGCUCCGAAUUCCAGAAGGUGGUUUCCAGCCGUCCUCCUCGGUCGUCUGGACCACCAGCGACGCUGAGCCCACCGACUGCCCCGCCGACAUCGCCGAGCAGGGCCUUCGCCGUCGAGGAGCGUCAGGAUGCCCCCACCGCCACGGUCCCCGCCUAUGCCUCGUCCUGCCGCGACGGUGCGGCCUACGCCUCGGCCUGCGACUGCUUCGGCAUCCCGGUCUGGACCACCAGCCCCCGCGCCCGCAUCACCGUCCACCCGACCUCCGAGGCCACCUCGGCGCCGCCGGCCGCCAACUGCGAGAUCGAUGAUCUCUCCUGCCAAUGCGAGUACACCGGUUUCAGCGUCAUGGCCUGGGCGAUCGCCACCUGCCUGCCCGAGUUCUGCGACUACGACACCGGCUACGCCGUCCACGACGCUGCGUACAACGCUUGCGGUUGCCACGAUGCCUCUGUUGGCAAACCUACUCCUACCCAUUAG
This is a messenger RNA of Verticillium alfalfae VaMs.102, 621 nucleotides long. RefSeq lists its product with no specific name. The transcript is spliced from 4 exons. Bases 1 to 621 code for a protein of 206 amino acids. The record is from RefSeq and is a predicted model, not a curated record. NCBI's taxonomy places the organism in Eukaryota, Fungi, Ascomycota, Sordariomycetes, Glomerellales, Plectosphaerellaceae.